CUCAGCGCCCGGCCGGCCAUGGGCGCUCCGUGCCGCAGCCUCGCGGCGCUCGUGCUGCCGCUGCUUCUGCAGGUACCCUCGUGGCUCUGCCAGGAGCCGGAGCCCUGCCAUCCUGGCUUUGGUGCCGAGAGCUACACGUUUAGGGUGCACGGGCGGCACCUGGAGAGAGGCCACAUACUGGGCAGAGUGAGUUUUGAAGCAUGCACUGGCCGACCAAGGACGGUGUACUUUUCUGAGGACUCUCGAUUCCAAGUGGCCACAGAUGGUGUGAUCACAGUAAAGCGGCCUGUAAAUCUUCAUAAACUGGAGACCACUUUUCUUGUUCACGCCUGGGACUCUACCCACAGAAAGCUUUCCGUCAGAGUUACGCUGAAGUCCGUGGGGCAUCACCACCACCGUCACAAUCACCAUGAGACUCUUCCUGGAACCCAGCCAGAAGUGCUCAUGUUUCCCAGCCAUCAGGAGGGCCUCAGAAGACAGAAGAGAGACUGGGUUAUCCCUCCCAUCAGCUGCCCAGAAAAUGAAAAAGGCCCAUUUCCUAAAGACCUGGUUCAGAUCAAGUCCAACAGAGACAAAGAAACCAAGGUUUUCUAUAGUAUCACUGGUCCAGGAGCUGACAAACCCCCUGUUGGUGUAUUUUCUAUUGAAAGAGAAACAGGGUGGCUGAAGGUGACGGAGCCUCUGGAUAGAGAACAUAUUGCUAAAUACGUCCUCUUCUCCCACGCUGUGUCGUCCAACGGCCAUGCAGUUGAGGAGCCCAUGGAGAUUGUGAUCACAGUGACAGAUCAGAAUGACAACAGGCCCGAGUUUAUCAAGGAGGUCUUUGAGGGGUCUGUCAUGGAAGGCGCUCUUCCAGGAACCUCCGUGAUGCAGGUUUCGGCCACUGAUGCAGAUGACGACGUGAACACCUACAACGCUGCCAUUGUUUACACCAUCCUCAGCCAAGAUCCCGAACUGCCACAUAAAAAUAUGUUCACGAUCAACGGGGACACCGGGGUCAUCAGUGUGGUCACUUCUGGGCUGAACCGAGAGAGUUUCCCCACGUAUACCCUGGUGGUUCAAGCUGCUGACCUUCAAGGUGAAGGCUUAAGCACAACCGCAAAAGCUGUGAUCACCGUCACUGACAUCAACGACAACGCUCCCAUCUUCAACCCCACUACGUACCAGGGCGAAGUGCCUGAGAACAAGGCCGACGCCGUCAUCACCACACUCAAGGUGACUGAUGCCGACGCCCCCAACACCCCGGCAUGGCAGGCCGUGUAUACCAUAUUAGACGACCCCGAAGAGCAGUUUAUUGUCACCACAGACCCUGCAACCAACGAUGGCAUUCUGAAAACAGCCAAGGGCUUGGAUUUUGAGGCCAAGCAGCAAUACAUCCUGCAUGUGAUAGCAACAAAUGUGGCCCCCUUCGAGGGGAACCUCAUCACCUCCACAGCCACCAUCACAGUGGACGUGGUGGAUGUGAAUGAAGCGCCCAUCUUUGUGCCUCCUGAAAAGAUAAUAGAAAUACCUGAAGAUUUUGGAGUGGGAUUAGAAAUCACAUCCUACACUGCCCGGGAGCCAGACACGUUUAUGGAACAAAAAAUUACGUAUCGGAUUUGGAGGGAUACUGCCAACUGGCUGGAGAUUAAUCCGGACACUGGGGCCAUUUCCACAAGGGCGGAGAUGGACAGAGAAGACUUUGAGCAUGUGAAGAACAGCACGUACACGGCCCUCAUCAUCGCCACAGACAAUGGCUCUCCCAUCGCCACUGGAACGGGAACCCUUCUCCUGGUGCUGUCCGAUGUGAAUGACAAUGCUCCCAUCCCAGAUCCUCGAAAUCUGCACUUCUGCCAGAGAGAUCCGCAGCCCCAUGUCAUCGACAUCAUUGACCCAGACCUUCCUCCCAACACUUCCCCCUUCACGGCUGAGCUGACUCACGGGGCCAGUGCCAACUGGACUAUCGAGUACAGUGACCCAGCCCAAGAGUCUAUCAUUUUGAAGCCAAGGAGGAACUUAGAGUUGGGUGACUACAAAGUCAAUCUGAAGCUCAUGGAUAACCAGAACAAAGACCAAGUGACCACCUUGGAAAUCCUGGUGUGUGACUGUGAAGGAGCUGUCAACAACUGUAUGAGGGCAAAUUACGUGGAAGCAGGAUUACAAGUUCCAGCCAUUCUGGGGAUUCUUGGAGGAAUCCUUGCUUUGCUAAUCCUGCUCCUGCUGCUCCUGCUGUUUGUGCGGAGGAGAACGGUGGUCAAAGAGCCCCUGUUGCCCCCCGAGGACGACACCCGGGACAAUGUGUAUUACUAUGACGAAGAAGGAGGUGGAGAAGAGGAUCAGGACUUUGACCUGAGCCAGCUGCACAGGGGCCUGGAUGCUCGGCCUGAAGUGACUCGGAAUGACGUGGCUCCAACCCUGCUGAGUGUGCCGCAGUACCGCCCCCGCCCCGCUAACCCUGAUGAGAUUGGGAACUUUAUUGAUGAAAACCUGAAGGCGGCGGACAGCGAUCCCACGGCACCCCCGUAUGACUCUCUGCUGGUGUUUGACUAUGAAGGAAGCGGCUCCGAAGCAGCCAGCUUGAGCUCCCUGAACUCCUCCGAGUCGGACCAGGACCAGGACUACGACUACCUGAACGAGUGGGGCAACCGCUUCAAGAAGCUGGCUGACAUGUACGGCGGCGGAGAGGACGACUAAGGGACUGUCCCUGCGUGGAACACGCCUGGGCAGUGCAAAAAAAAGGAUGCUGCCAGUGGUUUUUCAGCUCCUUCCUUGACUUUCUAGGAGAGAGACUGAGAUACAGUUCAGAUAGCAGUCCCAAAUUUGUCACUGUAUUCUGUUAGGAAGGGUUUCUCUUUGCCUCCCCUCCCCCCUGGGGCUGAUGAUCGAGCGGGGGCCUUGCUCAUGCUAGGCAUGCGCUCUCCACCACUGAGCUACAUCCCUAGUCUGAACUUCUAUUUCAAAACAGCUUCAGCCCCAGAAGGUUCAACUAACAACCUGCAGAUUUCCUCCAAGGGCGUUUCCCUUCGUGUGUAAAAGGAAGGCAAGGAGUCUGUUCCAGUGCUGUCGUGUGAUGUAUGUAAAAUGGUAUUUUCAGUUUUAUGUUUUGGUGCUAGGGAUUGACACAAAUGCUGUGCCACGGAGUUACAUCCCCAGCCUCCCAUUAAUUUUCUUUUUUUGUUUCUGUUUUGUUUUCAAGGUGGGUCUCUAGUCCAGGCUGACCUAGAACUCUCUCUAGUCCCAGAGUGGCCUCAUACUCACAGACGUCCUCCUAUGUCUGCUGAAAUUGUAUGCCCUUUCCCCCAUCAUUGCAUUGGUGUUCUGGAUUCUAAUAUCCACUGGCACUCCUGAAAUCUGUCGUUCUGCCCCAGAGGGGAGUUUGUUGAUACAGAAAUUAUUGGUCCCUUUUAGGAGAGAGGCAGAUGUCUUGGGCUGGCCAUGUCUUGACUACUCAAGUACUGUGUAUCCUGAAGAACUUCCGUGGUAUUUCCCUCCUCAUCUGAGUGCUCACGUGAAGUGGAGCCUAUAUGCAUUCCUCGUUCUGAGUGAUGGUUCCUUAGGUGAAUGCCAUCGUGUGGUGUUGAUGUCGCCUGGUUCUAUAUAGGGGGUCUUGAGCGGAAAAUGUGAGUUUUCAGGUACCACUUUGAUUCUCGUUCAUUUGAGACUCAGAAUAGUGCCAAGUGUGCUACGUCCAAGAUGGGGUGGAGACAGGAGAGCAAGUUGCUGAGUCUAGCUACGUAGCAAGUGGAUGCUGACUGCUGCAGGUUGCUUGGCCUCUGUCCCUGAGAAUUCUAGAACAACAGAAGCAUCUCAGCAUGUUUCGUAGCUGGGAUCCUUGUCCACGUGAACUGAAGCCCAGAACUCCCAAGUGCCUGCUUUUGAUGGCAUCCACUGGAAAUGCUGGCCGAUUUGGACACAAAUUGCUCAAUUUCAUAUAGGAACCUGAGAAUAUUGGAAAUUGUAGAAACACACAGAAAACACCGUCCUCAUGGAUGUUAAGUAAGGGUGGGGUAGGGGGGAGGACCUUGAUUUGAUUUUACUUUUUUUUAUUGUCUUUUAAUUCAAAAUGCAAAUGUCAUCGUUUUGACAACCACUAGAAAGAAUUACAUUGAAAUUGCUUUACUGUCAACUAUUUGGGGAAGAAAAAAAUCAUGCCUGCAAUCAAUUGUGAGAAUUGUGUUGAUUUUUCUGCAUUUUAAACUAAUGUAGUCCAGUGUAGUGAGUGUCCCUAUAGCUUUGAGUGUAUACGUGUGUGGUGUUGAUAAGUUUUGUCUUUUGGGGAGAGUGGAAAAGGAAACCAAUUCAACCUCUUCUCAAAGUUGCAUUUUUAUAAAUUUUAUUAAAGAAUUUUGUUAAACCAUU
Molecule: messenger RNA, 4338 nt
Organism: Jaculus jaculus (lesser Egyptian jerboa)
Lineage: Eukaryota; Metazoa; Chordata; Mammalia; Rodentia; Dipodidae
Gene: Cdh1
Product: cadherin 1
Exons: 16
Coding region: 19-2673 (884 amino acids)
Biological process (GO): cell morphogenesis; adherens junction organization; multicellular organism development
Cellular component (GO): catenin complex; plasma membrane; adherens junction
Molecular function (GO): cadherin binding; calcium ion binding
Source: RefSeq, a predicted model, not a curated record